AUGGGCUCCGGCGGCAAGCUUUACGAGCGUCAAGCCCCCUACAACGACCCCCACAACUGGAAAUACGACAUCUUCAGCGGCCUAUCUGUCGCCGGCAACAACUCCAACUCAUUGCUCUUCACCGAUCUCAACAUGUCCACCCCCAUCGGCGCCGCUUUCGCCAUGAACCGCUACGGCGGCAAGACCAACCUCUUGCUCUACACCGUCAGCACCGACGGUAGAAUGGAGCAACACCAGUACUACACAGCCAACGACACCCUCUCCGAGACAAAAUACACCAGCCUCAGCGGCGCCGCCAGCGUUCCCAUGACCACAGUCAGCCAGAACAAGACGUCGCUCUUCAGCGUCGCCGAGCGGCCGGAAUGCUCGUGGCCGUUCCCGCUGACGCAGCUGGCGCUGUCGUGA
Molecule: messenger RNA, 405 nt
Organism: Lasiodiplodia theobromae
Lineage: Eukaryota; Fungi; Ascomycota; Dothideomycetes; Botryosphaeriales; Botryosphaeriaceae
Exons: 3
Coding region: 1-405 (134 amino acids)
Source: RefSeq, a predicted model, not a curated record